Messenger RNA from Beauveria bassiana ARSEF 2860, 1911 nucleotides. Its product is annotated as RING-10 protein. Gene Ontology annotation, cellular component: cytoplasm. The record is from RefSeq and is a predicted model, not a curated record. Gene Ontology annotation, biological process: Ras protein signal transduction; protein ubiquitination. NCBI's taxonomy places the organism in Eukaryota, Fungi, Ascomycota, Sordariomycetes, Hypocreales, Cordycipitaceae. Bases 1 to 1911 code for a protein of 636 amino acids. The transcript has 2 exons. Gene Ontology annotation, molecular function: zinc ion binding; ubiquitin protein ligase activity.
AUGCCUUCGUACUAUUACCACUUGAAAUUUGAGCUGUAUCCAACGAGCGACCCGACUGCGUCGCGCAUCACUGCGGACGACGACGACCACAUUUGGCUGCCAACACCACAGACAAGCGUGUUUGGCGACUUGCCGGCGCAUUCUCGACAGAUCGACGAUAUAGGUGCUUCAGAAAACGGGGUCGAGCCGCAAGCGUCGACGCUGGACUGGAGAUUCGGCCGCGUGAGCAUUGAGACGGUUGAUCCGGCUAUGGAAGCUGAGACGAGCAGGAACGGCGGCACCAUCGCGGCGGCCCCGUCUCUAGGGCCCAGCUUUGCCGGUUCGGGCACGGCGACCAAGGCGGCCUGCGUGCGGCUCAACACGCACCGCACAAACGUGGGUUGGGGCGUGGUGCACUUUUAUCGCGACGAGCAGGAGAGCCGUGGCGUGGUGGCGGAGCAGUUUGGUGUCGGAGAGGAGGGGGAAGAGGAGGAACCGGACUGCUCAACGCUAUGCGUGCCCGCGGUGCCGGCGUACAUGGCGCCCGGCGACCUUUGGGGGUUUGUCGGCGAGCGAUGGCGUGGGGACAUUAGCCACUGCCGCAUGGUCAUGACGGACAAGAUGAACAGAUAUCUGGUGCUACUCAAGUUCCGCCACGGCAAAGUGGCGAGGGAGUGGCAGAAGAAGUUUGACGGGACCGUGUUUAAUACGAUGGAGCCGCAGGUUUGCCACGUCGUGUUUGUAAAGAGUAUCACUUUUGAGUCUUCGGCACGCAACUUAACCCUACCGUCGAUACCAUCAUCGUCAUCGGCACCAGUCUCGAAUACGCCAAAGCCGUUUCCGCCGCCGACGCCGAACCUGGUGGAACUCCCGACGUGCCCCGUGUGCCUAGAGCGCAUGGACGAGACGAGCGGCAUCAUGACGAUUCCGUGCUCGCACGUGUUUCACUGCACGUGUCUGCAGAGCUGGAAAGGCGGCGGCUGCCCCGUGUGCCGCUUCACCAAUGCGGCACCCGGCAGCGCAGCCCUCGCCGACGCGAACCCGCUUAGCCGGCCCUUUGGCUCGCACGUCUCUAACCUGUGCAGCGUGUGCGACUGCGCUGACGACCUGUGGAUUUGCCUUGUGUGCGGGUACGUUGGGUGCGGGCGAUACAAGGGCGCGCACGCCAAGGACCACUGGAAGGAGACGGCGCACAGCUUCGCGCUGGAGCUCGAGACACAGUACGUCUGGGACUACGCGGGCGACGUGUGGGUGCACCGUCUGAUCCGCGACAAGGGCGACGGCAAGGUCGUUGAGCUGCCAGGGCGUAGUAGCGAUCGCAGCGCAGAGCCUCGCGCGGCGGCAGAGGACGAGGACGUGGUGCCGCGCGCCAAGCUCGACAACAUGGGUUUCGAGUACACUCACCUCAUCACCAGCCAGCUCGAGUCGCAGCGCGCCUACUACGAAGAGAUUCUCAGCAAAGCCGUCGACAAGGCGGCCAAGGCGUCCGCGGCGGCCGAGUUGACCGCCCAGCAAGCGGUACGCGCGCGGGAGCAGCAGUCUGCGCUCGAGGACCGUCUCCAGACGCUCAGCAUGCAGACGCUGCCGCAGCUCGAGCGGGACCUGGGACGAGAGCGGGCAAAGGCGGAGAAAAGCGAGACGCUGGCGCGCAGUCUGAGCAAGGCGCUGCAGGAGGAGAAGCGCGUGAGCGAAGGGCUGAUGAAGCGCAUCGAGCACCUGGGGACGGAGAGCGAGGAGACCAAGAGGCAGCUCAAGACGCUGACAGAGGAAAUGGCGGAGCUGAGGGAGAUGAAUCGGGAUCUGAGCAUGUUUAUCUCGGGGCAGGAAAAAUUGAAGCAGAUGGAGAUGCAGGGAAAGCUGGAAGGGGGCGAGCUGGAGGGGGGAAGUGCGAGUGUGCCGGAGAAGAAGAGUAGGAGAAGGGGGAAGAGGUAA